CUGAACUUAGCCAAAACUCUCUGGCGAGGCGCCCUGGCGUCUCCAGGAAACCUGUAAGCCCUCCCACCCCUUUCGGCAUUGGCUCACGAAGCCUCCAAUGGACGCACCGGGAGCUUCCCGCCACGCCUGGCGCCGGCUUUCAAACAGCCGGACGCGUGCAGCUGCGGGCGACCUCUCAACCCAGCUUGAGGAGGGCGGAGACGCGCGCUCCGCCUGGCCCCACCCUGCAGGCCAGGCUCUAGGCGGUGAUUGCAGGAGGCGGCUGCUCUUCACGGGCCUCGUGCCUCCGCGUUCGGUUGUGACUAGGAAGGAGCUGGCUGAUUUUAGGGCUGGGGAAGGGGGUUUGCCAGAAGUUGGUCUUGGGCUGGGGCCAGAGUUUUCCCGCAGUGACAGCGUCCGUGGCCUCCGGAGGACCAUGUCGCUAGAUUUUGGUAGUAUGACAUUACAGACACAAAACGAAGAUGAAGAAUAUGACAAAGAAGACUAUGAAAGGGAAAAAGAGUUGCAGCAGCUGCUCACCGACCUUCCUCAUGACAUGCUGGAUGACGACCUCUCCUCCCCGGACUGCAGUGAAGACGGCCUGGAGGGACAACUACCCCAUUCUGAGCAGUUGGAGGCGGGUUGGAGUGAGCAUCAAGUGCUGCCCAAAUCACAAAAUGUAAAUGUGAGUGUCGGGUGUGCUGAUGGCUUUGGUGAGCACGCAAACAGAUCUUGGUGCUUUUGUUCUGUUCUUCUAAUUGUGACUCAUGAAAUGCAGGGCUUGUAUGAAAGUCGAAGUAAAAAUGAAGACCAACCCCUGGAGUAUCAUCUCGAGGAAGGCGGAGAUGAAGGUGGCAGUGGUUACAGUCCUCCAAGUAAAUACGAAGAGACUGACUUAUAUCGCCUUCCUGAGAGCUUCAGGCCGUUCAGUGGUCAGAAGCAGGAAUUUAACAACCAGCCGACCAACGUGAUUACCUUUUCAGAUCCUCAAAGGAACCAUUUUCAGAGUCCCAGUUGCCCAGCUUUGGAAACAUAUAAAGUGACAUACAAACCUUUUCAGAAUUCUUCUGCCCAGAAUAAUGGUUCACCAGCCGCAGAUAUGGCAAGAAGUGACCUAUUUGAAGGGCUGCAACAACAAUUUUUAGGUGUUAAUGAAAGAGAUUCUGCAGAAAAUAUGCAGAUUAUCCAACUUCAAGUUCUUAAUAAAGCAAAAGAGAGACAACUAGACAACUUAGUUGAAAAGUUAAACGAAAGUGAACGUCAGAUUCGGUAUCUGAACCACCAGCUUUUGAUAGUCAAAGAUGAAAAAGAUGGAUUGAACAUCAGCCUUCGGGAAUCCCAGAAACUCUUUCAGAAUGGAAAAGAAAGAGAGAUGCAGCUUGAAGCACAAAUCAAAACACUGGAGACCCAGAUACAAGCCUUAAAAGCCAAUGAAGAAAAGAUAAUCAAGAAAUCCAGGACAACGGAAAUGGCUCUGGAAAGCUUGAAGCAGCAACUGGUUGAUCUGCAUCAUUCCGAAUCACUUCAGCGAGCCAGGGAGCAGCACGAGAGCAUUGUCACGGGCCUCACCAAGAAGUAUGAAGAGCAAGUGUUGUCCUUGCAGAAGAACUUGGAUGCUACAGUGACCGCACUGAAGGAGCAGGAAGAUGUUUGCUGUCACUUGAAAGAUCAUGUAAAGCAAUUGGAAAGGAAUCAAGAAGAAAUCAAAUUAGAGAAGACUGAAAUCAUCAACAGGUUGACCAGAAGUCUAGAGGAGAGUCAAAACCAGUGUGCGCACUUGCUGCAGUCGGGCUCAGUCCAGGAGGUGGCACAGCUACAGAUGCAGCUGCAGCAAGCACAGAAGGCUUAUGCUCUGAGCGACAGCAUGAACAAGGCUUUGCAGGAAGAAUUAGCAGAACUAAAAGAAGAAAUAUCUCUUUAUGAGUCGGCUACAAAACUAGGAGUACUUCCAGCUGAUUCAGAAGGAGAAUUAAAUAUAGAACCCAGUGAAUCCUAUGUGGAUUUGGGUAUUAAAAAAGACAACCUGAAGAAAGCCCAAGUGAACAGCAUGGUGCCGCAGGGAGACCCAGGCGAAGCGCUUUCGAAAGAUGAGGUUAUCGUGAAGUUGAAAGCAGAAGUCCAGCGUCUGCUGGGGAGCAACUCAGUGAAGCGUCAGCUCGUGGCCCAGUUACAGUGCGACCUCAGGGGCUGUCACCAGAAAAUCCAACAACUCCAGCAACUGAAGAAGGAUGAGAAAAGCAGUGGCGCUGAGACUAACACAGAUGAAAAACCAACUCCUCAGUUAUGGUGUGAACCCUCUACAUGUGAUAAGACCGUCAGAGAUGAUGUUUUGCAACUUAAAAAUGAAAUCCAAGUUUUACAACAACAAAAUCAGGAACUUAAAGAAGCUGAGGACAAAUUGAGAACUACAAAUCAGGAUUUAUGCAAUCAAAUGAGGCAGAUGGUACAAGAUUUUGACCGUGAUAAACAAGAGGCUGUGGACAGGUGUGAGAGGACGUACCAGCAGCACCAUGAAGCCAUGAAAGCCCAGAUCCGUGAGAGCCUCCUGGCGAAGCACGCCUUGGAGAAGCAGCAGCUGUUUGAGGUUUAUGAAGGGAAACACUCGCAACUGAGGUCUGACUUAGACAAGAUCCAUAAGGAGAUGGCUGCCGUGCAGGAAUGUUACCUAGAAGUGUGCAGAGAGAAGGAUCAUCUAGAAGUGACCCUCAGGAAGACCUUUGAAAAGGAGCAAGAGGCCCAAGAGAAGAAGAUCAAACAAAAACUCAUCCAACAGCUUGAAAAGGAGUGGCAGAGUAAGCUGGAUCAAACUAUAAAGGCCCUGAAAAAGAGGACCUCCGAGUGUGGGAGCCAGACCGACCACGGAGCCACCCUUGAUGUGAUUUCCAAGAAGGAGAUGGCAGGCAUGAUAGAAGAACAGAAGCAAAAGAUCCAGCAAGACUUAGAACACGAGAAAGAAAUAGCCAUCAAGGGGGCGUUGAAGAAACUUGAGAUUGAAUUGGAACUCAAAUAUUGUGAAAAUAUUGCCAAACAGGUGGAAACAGCUGUGCAAAAUGCUCGUAAUCGGUGGCUGGAAGAGCUGCCUGAGCUUGCGGAGUAUAAAACACGUGUCAGAGCAGAGCAGAAGAAGUGGGAGGAGCAACAAGAAGUCGCCGUGGCCAAGCGGAUAUCACUCGCUGUUUGCGAAGCUAAAGAGAACUGGAAAAGUGAGCUGGAAAAUAUGAAGAACCAUAUACUGCCCGGAAAGGAGCUGGAAGAAAAGAUUCAUUCUCUUCAAAAGGAGCUCGAGUUAAAGAACGAGGAAGUCCCUGUAGUUCUCAGGGCUGAGCUGGCAAAGGCUCGGAGCGAAUGGAAUAAAGAAAAGCAAGAAGAAAUCCACAGACUUCAAGAACAAAAUGAGCAGGAUUACCGACAGUUCCUAAAUGAUCAUCGGAAUAAAAUUACCGAGGUCCUUGCAGCAGCCAAAGAAGACUUUGUCAGACAGAAAGCUGAACUGCUGCUGCAGAAGGAGACAGAACUACAGGCAUGUCUGGCGCAGAGUCGCAGAGAGUGGACCGUGCAGGAAGCCCGGCGGAUGCAACUGGAAGUCUACCAGUACGAGGAGGACCUCCUCACUGUGCUGGGCUUCCUCUUACGGGGUGCUCAGGAGUACGUCAGCGGCUCCCAGGACAAGCAGCUUACAGAAAUCAUGUCCGUUUGUUCCUCCAAAUGGGUGUCUGUGCAGUAUUUUGAAAAGCUGAAGGCCUGCAUACAGAGAGCGUUUCAAGAUACAUUUUCCCUCCUUGUUGACAAUACCAGCCUGGAGUGGGAAAAGGGGAGCAUGGCUAAAAUCUCCACAGACGCUGCCAAGGAUGGCACUGGCAGAGGAGCCCCAGCAGCCCUUCCCAUGUCUAUGUGUGGACGCCGUGCUCAGCCAUUGCCCUGGCAAGAAGUGGAACCAGCAGCAGAAACUGACCUUCCUACCUCGUUACCAGGUGGGUGCUCAGUGUCGUGUUAUAAACAGGAAUCUCCAUCUACCUGUCUGUCUUGCCUAUUUACCAACCUUCCUACUCAUCCGUCAAAUCAUUCGGGAUUACUGAUGUUCUAUAAGAAAAAGAGCCAUGAAAUUAAAGAUCUGUGCUGUGGACCCUGCUUUCAAGAACUUGGAAAGGCAAAGCAGGAAUGUCAAGAUCUGAAAAGAAAACUGGAGACAUGCCGUAGGCAUCUUCAGCAUUUAGAAAGGAAGCACAAGGCUGUAGUGGAAAACAUUGGAGAAGAGAACAACAAAGUCGUUGAAGAAUUAAUAGAAGAAAACAAUGACAUGAAGAGUAAGCUGCAAGAAAUGCAAGCACUGUGUAAAGCACCACCAAGGUCUUUGUCAGAAGGGGCUGUUGAAAAUCCUUGCCCGCCGUGCAAUGUUGAAGCCUUGGAAGAACUCCGUGGACAGUACAUAAAAGCUGUAAAAAAAAUCAAGCGUGACAUGCUGCGUUACAUUCAGGAGAGUAAGGAAAGAGCUGCGGAAAUGGUCAAAGCGGAGGUGUUGCGAGAACGCCAAGAUACCGCCCGCACGAUGCGCAAGUAUUAUUUGACUUGCCUCCAACAGAUUCUGCAGGAAAAUGGAGAAGAAAGGGCUGAAAAAAGGAUUAUGAAUGCUGCUAGCAAGCUCGCUACAAUGGCAAAAUUGCUUGAAACGCCUAUUUCUAAUAGAUCCCAGAGCAAACUUGCACAGUCAGCACUACCCCCUGCUUCAGAGAUGCUGACUGGUGAUGAAAAAUCAAAAAGAAAUGAAGUGCAUCAGAACGCAGCACAUUGCAUUGAAAGAUCAAACAGCGUCAAAACCAUCCCCAGGAGUACGUGUGAGCAGGCUACUCAGAGGAGGGCUGCUUGUGACUUACGAAGGCGAUUAGAGGCCUCAGAGCACCGGGACACACAGCACGCGGGUCCCAAAGGCUCCCACUCAGACUUUCAGUUUGGGGACAGCAGCGGCAAGCACCUACAUGUUUUGCCCAAGAACGUUCCUCCCGAGCUUGUUCCCCGUGAAGGAGAAGGUUUUGCUUUGCACCAGAAGGCAGACCUCCUCCGUGAUGGCCCUGAUUCUGGCUCACCUCCGCCAGCAGCCACACACUCCUUUCCUGGAAACUUUGGAAAUAAACCCUCACCUAGAUGUACCCCUGGUCUUCCUGAAUCAGGAUCCACACAUACCACCAGCUCUCAGAGUCCGAAGGAAAGGCCUGGCUGCAAAGUGCAAACACGGAGUUCACUCACAGAGGGUGAAAAGACCGUAUCAGAACCAAGUCACAGUGCGGGUGUGCGGGAACGCCCGGUCAAAGAUGGCAGGAACCUCCAUGACUCCUUGGGCUGGCAUUCCAAGAGUGCAACUUUACCCUGUGCUGGUCCUGAAAUGUCUUUCUCAAGUGGGAGGUCGCAGGACACUUUGGAUGUACCAGGUGAAUCUGUUCAUUCCAACCAGUUUUCAGCAACCAGUUGUCUUUCAGAUACAGAGAAACAUAAUGUGGUUUGCCAACGAAUGAAAUGUCAGAGCGAUCAUGUUCCAAGCCUGUCAGAAGAAACCAAGUAUUCCUUGCUAGGGAAGAUCAGUGAGACUCUGGGACACCCAUCUCAUCCUAAGGUUGAUACAUUGAGGGCAGAUUUCCAAAAACUGAGCAGUACAGCACCAUCUCCAGUGCGUCGGCAGCCUUCAAGAAAGCCAAUUCUUCCCCUGGCUAAACAACAGGAUAGUGGCUUUGACAGCCCAUUUGUCAAUCUAGAUUAAUCAUUGUACAGUAUUUAAGAACCACUAACAUUGACAAAAUUGGAAGGACAGACUAUCUUACAGAAAAACUCUGGAUUUCUGCCUAUUGUGAUGUAUUAGUAAUGUGUUACGAGUAAAGCAUUUUCAUAAAAUUAUUUGGGAUAUUUAUGUUGCCUUGAUCCUCCAAAGGCCCAAUGGUAUUUGUAUAAUGUGCUUCUGUGUGGUGCUUAGGGUUGCUAAACCAUAUAUUUUUAUACUUCUAAAUUGACUCACUCUGUAGUGUUAAAUUAUUUAAAUAAACUUGCAUAUGGUCUGUA
This is a messenger RNA of Ochotona princeps (American pika), 6024 nucleotides long. RefSeq names its product centrosomal protein 152 (gene CEP152). Gene Ontology annotation, biological process: centriole replication. The coding region runs from base 98 to 5728 and encodes 1876 amino acids. Gene Ontology annotation, cellular component: centrosome. The transcript is spliced from 28 exons. NCBI's taxonomy places the organism in Eukaryota, Metazoa, Chordata, Mammalia, Lagomorpha, Ochotonidae. The record is from RefSeq and is a predicted model, not a curated record.